AUGUCUUACUCCGAUGAUCUGUUCAAUUCGGAAAACAAUCCAGGAAACAAUUGGAACGAAGAUGAUAGUAAUGAGCUCAGUCCAACCGAUGGUUAUUUCAAUUCGAAUCAAAUUCCUCAAAAUAUAUCACCAGAUCCCACACUCUCACAAACGGAGGAUAUAUCAAAAGCUCAAGACGCCAAGGGAGAUUUUCCAAGAGACCGUGAUACCCCUUUAGCUCUGCAGAUGUCGUUGCACACCAAUGCGUCAUCUCAUGUAACUGGAUAUCUCCGACAUCCUCGAACUCCGUCUGAUUCGCUUCAUGCUUCGCCAUCUCGCAGAGGAGAGAAUUCCUUCCCUGAACAUCAACCCUUCUUUGAUCAACCGCCCCUAGCUUAUAUAGCAUCCGCAGAGUCUUCUCCUGUCUCGGCACAAGGACGACAUACUUCCAUACGCUACAAUACUUUCUCACAACAUCGCCUCGAAGAAGGUCUACCAAGAGAACUCCAGAGUAUGGGAGGGCCAGCAGAUUAUCCGGAAGUCAAUGAAGAAACACCUCUUUGGCUUGGCCGAACACCCAAGAAGAUUUCCUUUCAACGAGAGAUUAUAACAAAAGCUCUUGGACUGGGAUUGGCUCUAAUCAUUGCUGCCGUUAUAUUAGGUGCAAUUCUCACAGGAAAAUCAAAUCCAGAUUCAAAUAUGGGAGGAGGGCCUAUAUUUCCCGACCCCAUCCACGAUGGUGGCUCAUACUGUCAACAUGUUACCAAAUCGGAGCAAACCAGUUUUGAUAUCAUUGAUGCCGCUGGACUUGUAGUGAUACAAGAGUUCUACCAACAAGACUCUCUUCAUUACGGAACGCAGGUCAAAACAGCGGGAGAAGUUCGUAUUCGAAAUCUACCAAGAAACUCAAAUGGAGGGAGAGCACAUUUUACAGUUGAAGUCAAACUUAGCCAUCCGGAGUUGUCUGUGCUGAAGACUUUGAACGAGCUUGAUGGGUCAUUGAAGAUCAGCACGCCGAGAUUUGCCAACCCAGGUAUACAUGACAACCCUUGUAUCUCACUUGAGAUUACGGCUUGGAUACCAGAGGAUGCGGAAAUCUUCAACGUAUUUUUUGACCUGGUAACUUUAUCGAUCCGAAUCUUUGACGACGUCAAUGUCACAAUUGUCAAAGACGCCACUUUAAAAACAGUAUCAGGCCAUGUUAAGUUCCCAAACGACUCAACGUCUUCAAUGAGUCGUAUUUCCCUCCCAACCAAAAAUGAAUUAAAAGCAAACUUCGAUUUUGAUUCUCGUCAUAUCGUCGUCGAAACUGUGUCAGGCAGAAUUGAAGGCACAUAUCCCCUGUAUGACCUUCUCAAAAUAUCUUCUCAAUCUGGAACCAUAGGAAUCGAGGUGAAACCUAAGCCCGCUCUUGAGUCGGCACCUGCUCCCGCUACCUUGAAUAUUCAUACAUCCUCCGGUAGAAUCGAAGUAUCGUCACCUGUCAAUUACCCCAAGGCCACUUGUCUUCGGGAAUACAUCACACAUGUAAAAUCUCUUUCUGGGGCCAUUGAAGGCGAUUUUUUUGUUGGAUCUACGGGGACUUUUGACACCGCUUCUAGUAGAAUUCAACUUGUGGUGAGACCCGUUUUAUCGGCAACUUCUGAUGAUAGCGAUGAUGAAAGUCGGAACGAAUUCUAUACUCAUUCAGUGAGUGGAACUACACAUGUCACAUUACUGGAUCCUUGGUUUACUUUAUUCUCCAUCAACGGCAACGUUCGCAAUAGUGCGAUUGAAUCCACACCGAAUAGUCACGACUCUCCAUAUACUCCCACCGUCAUUGACUCAUCGAGAUCCUCUUCUUUCCAGGCGUACAAGAGUAAACUCCGCACUGUUCACUCGACACAUAAAACCUCCUCUGGAAGUAUCGAAGCAUACUAUCCCUCAACUUGGAUUGGCAACAUUGAAGCGAAAACUAUCUCGGGAAGAAUAGAAUUGGAAGGGAAGGGAAUAGGUAUUGUUGAGAGGCAUGAUGGAUGGGGAUACAAGAAUAUCAAAGCUAGGAAGGGAGUCGAGAGGGAUGAGGACGGGAGUAGUGUCAAAUUGGAGACGUUGAAUGCGGCUAUUGCAUUACGAAUCUAUGAAGCUUGA
Molecule: messenger RNA, 2109 nt
Organism: Botrytis porri
Lineage: Eukaryota; Fungi; Ascomycota; Leotiomycetes; Helotiales; Sclerotiniaceae
Exons: 2
Coding region: 1-2109 (702 amino acids)
Source: RefSeq, a predicted model, not a curated record